GGCCAGUCCGGGGCAGAGAAGCAGCAGCAGGGGCAAGACGAGGAGCAGCAGCAGGGCGACCACGAAGAGCUGCAGCAGAAAGAGCAGCAGCAGCAGCAGCAGCAGCAGCAGCAAGGCAGGGGCAACGCAAGCGCGUCUCCCGGCGUUGUAGCCCUGGGCGCCGCUGCUGCCCUGCAGCAGCAGGGCGGGGCGUCGCUGCAGCGGCUUGCUGCUUUGCUGCUGCUGCUGCAGCAAGACCCCAGCAGGCUGCUGCUGGCUGGGCUGGUGUGGGGCCGCGCCCAGGGGCAGUUUCCUUCUUCUUUAGAAGAACUUUCUGCUGUUUUGCUUCCUCUGAAGACUUUAAAAGCAGAUGGCCGGCAAAGCCUCCACCUCGUGGCUCUCCGUCGCCCCGCUGCUGCUGCUGCUGCUGCUGCUGCUGCUGCUGCUGCGCGUGGCUGCAGCAGCAGCGAGAUGUACGCGCUGGAGACUAUCUUAAAGAGCGAACUGACGGACCCGUUCGCCUACGUGGAGGCCCUCUUAGAGUUCAGCUACGUCCGCCCAGCAGCAGCAGCAGCAGCAGCAGCAGGGGAGCAGCACAGGCGGGCCGGAGUCCCGGCUGCUGCUGCGGGCCCCCCCGUGCUGCUGAACUCCCCGCUGCUGCUGCAGCUGCAUGCAGUCUACCAAGACUCGGAGUGUCUGUACAUCUUCCGGGAGUGGCUGCUGCCUCCAGCAAAGAAGCUGGCAGCUUUGCUGCCGCCCCACAGGGGGUCUGGGUUGAGUGA
This is a messenger RNA of Eimeria tenella, 761 nucleotides long. RefSeq lists its product as uncharacterized. The transcript has a single exon. The annotation marks the transcript as partial. NCBI's taxonomy places the organism in Eukaryota, Apicomplexa, Conoidasida, Eucoccidiorida, Eimeriidae. The record is from RefSeq and is a predicted model, not a curated record.